AUGGGAGAGGUCUGGGCCACAGGGGUUGGGAUCGAGGAAACCGGAACCGGAGAGGGGGUGGAGCCCCGGGACACGGAGCCCCGAGAUCGACCCCUCCUCGCCCGAGACGUCACAGAGGAUCGGACCCGCCCCCGACCGCGCUCCGUCCGCAUUUUCCGCGCGUGCGCUUUCUCGGGAAUGCUUCCCGUCUCCCCUGGACUGAUGUCACUGUCUCCGUCCCUCUCCCCUUCUGAUGUCUCCUCCCCAGUGUCUGUCCCUGACUCUCUCUCCUCCUUCUCUGAUGCUGUGUCCACACCCUGUCCCCGUGUGUGCGAUCCCUGCUUCGCCCGUGCCCGUACUUGCUCCGCGAUGCGAGCCGACCGCCGCGGUUCUGUUUCCGGGUCCUGCGUCACCGCCGUGCGUCCCCUACGUCUACUUACGGGUGCUGCUCGGAAUUCCGCGGCUGCUCCGAGCUUGUUCCCCGCGUCUGACGUGGACGCUGCGAUUUGGGAGCCCUUCCCGGAUGUCCCCCGUGUCUCGCCCCCCGCGUGCGUCUUUGGCACGGCGCCCGCCAAGGCCGCCACCCCCGGUAGCAGUCUGGAGGCUCCCGGUUCCCGUCCAGCAGGUCACAGGAGAUGGAUUCAGAGGCGCCUUUCCGAUUCCGAUCCGGGCAUUUCUGGUACGAGGUUUCUUCGGGAGAAGUGGAGUGUGGUGUUGUCUCUCUGGCUGCUGCUUCUUCAGACUCUUCUGGCUGCCUUCCCAAGGAGUUAUCAGUGGUCUCCUGGGAACGAGUCCAACUCUGGGAACUGCCCGCCUGGGAGCUGCCUGCUCGGGUGCUGCCCACCUGGGUGUUCUCUCUGCAGCUCACUCUUCGGCUCUCCGCUCGGGCUGCCGCUCUUCGUGCCCACCUUCGGUCCCACCUUCGCGCCCAACUUCGCGCACACCCAGGGACGCCAGAUGCCGGGGUCAGCUGUUACUUGUCUCUGCCCCAGCACGGGAAAAAGUGGUUCUGGGUAG
Messenger RNA from Passer domesticus (house sparrow), 996 nucleotides. RefSeq lists its product as uncharacterized. The transcript has 2 exons. The coding region runs from base 1 to 996 and encodes 331 amino acids. Lineage: Eukaryota; Metazoa; Chordata; Aves; Passeriformes; Passeridae. The record is from RefSeq and is a predicted model, not a curated record.